ACCUCCAUCGAUUCUAUCCGCAUAACCUAGAGGACGCUAAACUCGUCUUUCUAAAGCCUUAUCGAAAACAAAAAUAUACAUGAGGGAAAUUCUCUACAUUCAGGCAGGGAAUCUCUCCAACCAUAUCGGUACCCACUUCUGGAAUACCCAGCAAGAGUAUUUUACCUACGAUGAAGACGAACCCGUUGUCACCUUGAACGAUAUCUCCUUCAGACAAGGACUGUCGCCGCGCGGAGAGGAAACAUUCUGCCCACGGCUACUCCUCUUUGACCGCAAAGCCAAUUUUGGUGCCCUGCGACGCACGAAUGCUUUAUAUGCCGAAGACGAAGACGCCGAAUCCUUAUGGACUGGAGAGGUCUCCGAGUUCCGUCAACCACCCAUUGAACCGAGCUCUUACCAGGCUCGUCUUGCAGCCGGAGAAGAUCCUACCCCUGCGCCACAGACUGACGAUCAGGAUCCAUCCUCCGAGAAAGUAGCAGAACCUCUGAGGAGCACUGAUUUAAGGUACUGGUCGGAUUAUAACCGCCUUUAUUACCAUCCACGGACCAUCCAGGCUUUGCCCGACGUGGCAGACUGGGAGAACGUAGAUGGGAACUGGAGUCUCGGGAAGCAGACAUUCGACCGAUUCAACGCAGAUACUUCUUUGAUGGAAGAGCCGUUCAGGCAAUUUGUGGAGGAAUGCGACGCUCUCCAGGGCCUUCACUUAACCACCGAAGUCUCAGCUUUUGGAUCCUUUACAUCUUCACUGCUGUCCGCCUUCCGAGACGAAUAUGGAACCAAGCCAUCAACUCUCACAUUCCCUAUUCUUUCCAACGCUCGACCGGGCCACAUCGACGUCGACGAUUAUAUAGGAAUUCGAAACGCAGUCAAUGAUGUACUAUGCCUUCGUAGCCUCAACGAACUCUCGACGAUGAAUGUACCACUGCAAAAUCCGGACUUGUGGCGUACGGGGUCAUGGUCUGAACAACUCAACUUCGAUUCACGGAGCGCAUACGAAACUUCAGCCAUCCUGUCCGCUCACCUCGAGACCGCCACAUUACCUCUCCGAAUAAAAGGCGAGCUCGUAUCCCUCACCGAUCUGUGCACCAAGGUCAACUAUGAUGGCAACACACCGUUCGCGGAACUGAACGGUCUUUUACCUUUGACGUCAAAUGCUUUUGCGUCGGACGAAGCACUGAGGAGAGGGAUGAUGAAUUUCUCGGGCUUCAAUAUGCAAGAGGAUGACGUUGUGGUGCCGAUAUACCGAUGGGAUAUCAUACGAGGGGCGUCUGAACAGGGCAAGAAAAAAUAUUCGGAUUUCGAACUACCAUCAUCAAUCUCUAGCCUCUUCACCGCUACAACCUACCCUCUCCCCUCCUCAUAUCCCUCCAUCUUCUCUCCUUCCUCCCUAACCACAUCCAAGCGCGGAAUCCUCGCCGCCACACCAUCUACUCCCCGACCGCUACCCACUUCGAUCUCCCUCCUAUCGUCCUUCACUCUCAGCCCCAGCGGCCUCCCUGCCCUAUUCUCGAACUACGCGACAUUCCUAGACAAAUGCGUGAAGAGGAAGGUGGAUUGGGAGGCGGUGGGUGCAGGUGAUGCGAUCGACGGGGAUGAGGUGAAGGAGUUGAGGGAUGAGAUGUGGGUGCUUGCGGAUGGGUUUGGGGUUAGAGAAGGCGGGGAGGAGAGUGAACUAGGUGAGGACGAGGAGAGAGGGAAGCAAUGGGAAGAAGAUAUGAUCGACGAAGACUGAAUGGUGUACGUUUCAGUGGUGAGAAGUAAAAAUGCACGGCCAUAGUAUGAGGAGGGGAUGACCACAAAUGUAUCCCGCAAAACAAGCCCCGUGGUGCUUGCAAGCUUUUCAAACUUGGGCCACAGUACUUCAUAUCCUUACUCUAAGGGGCCACAAUAUCAUCCGC
Messenger RNA from Stereum hirsutum FP-91666 SS1, 1898 nucleotides. RefSeq names its product tubulin nucleotide-binding domain-like protein. NCBI's taxonomy places the organism in Eukaryota, Fungi, Basidiomycota, Agaricomycetes, Russulales, Stereaceae. Bases 80 to 1732 code for a protein of 550 amino acids. The transcript is spliced from 11 exons. The record is from RefSeq and is a predicted model, not a curated record. Gene Ontology annotation, cellular component: cytoplasm. Gene Ontology annotation, biological process: mitochondrion distribution.